AUGGGUGUGCUUUCCUCAAUUUGUGGCACUCCUGAUGUCAAUGAGAUCAUUGAGUCCUUCAAUCAUGAUCUCGUAACCUGGGCUUUCAAGCUGGUAGUAUUGAGUGUUCCAUUCCUACUCACUUAUCUCCUAACCUACAUCCGUUUUUUUGUUCAAACAUGGAGUCUGAAGACCGAUGAACUUCAUCCAUCACCUGCUCCUCAGUAUCUUGUACCUGGCCUGGGGCAUACAUACUCCAUUCUCUUCAAUGCCGAAAAGUUUCUUCGUCCUCUCCAAAUGAAAGUUCAGAGCCACGUACUUUCGCUCUCCACACCCCUGAGCACAAUCCUCUAUGUUCUUCCUGGAGAAGGGGUGAGGUCACUGUUUAGGGCAUCAAAAGACCUUUUACCGGUUCCGGGGAUAUUCGACGCUCUGACAGUCUUCUUUGGGUUAACGCCGGCGGACUAUCAUGUCUUCAACCAUGAACAUAUAUCAGCAUUCGAAGCGAAGAAAGACAAGCGAUACUCGACCUUUCAUGAGGACCCGUCGAGACGGAUCAUGGAGCUCCAGAGACAUGAUUUUAUUACAUUCUUGCAUGGUGAAAAUCUGAGGGUUGUCAUGGACGAAUUCUCAUUAAACCUCGGGCAAUUGUUUCGAUCUCAUCAUUCUCAUGUUCCACCAUCAGAGCCGGUAAAUCUUCCGGACCUGUACGUGUUCUUGCGGGAUUCGAUAUUCCGAGCCGAGGUCGAGGCACUUUACGGCAAGCACAUGUUCGCUAUCUGUCCCUCAUUAUGCGAAGACUUUUGGGCUUUUUAUGAGGCAUUUCCUGUCAUCUCGCGAGGUAGUCCCCGAUGGCUCUAUCCCGCACAGUACCUGUCUAGGGAUAAGAUGCUCCACAACCUCGACAAGUGGAGGAGAUGGUGCAACUCCAGCUCCCACCAAGAAGACGAAGAGCUGGGAAACUCAGUGUCAAGCCCUAUCUGGGGCACACAAUACGUGAAGAACAUGGUGCGGCGAUAUGAAGGUUUGGAGUUUUCAGAUGCAGGGGCUUCAAGUGUGCUGCUUGGCUUCUUAUUCGUUACAACGGCAAACUCGAUACCAGCAGCGGUGUGGAUGAUCCUCCAUAUCCUCCUUGAUAAGCCUCUUGUUUCACGGUUGAGACAAGAGUUGCUGAAGGAGUCCAAGGCAAAAGAUGCCCCGAUAAAUUACACUGCGCUAUUGUCGGCUCCGCUGCUUAACUCAGUCUACCGUGAAACACUUCGUCUGCACAUUGCGGGAUCCAUUGGCCGCAAGGCAUUUGGCGAGGGGGCCCGCCUCCGCGGAGGCUCGCUGUCGGCUCUCCAGUCAGGGACCACCAGUCUGUCUGCCAACUGGCUUGGAGGACUGGACGAGUCUGUGUGGAACAUUGGCCGAGAAAUCGACGGGCGUACUGAGUAUCCGGUCGAGUCUUUCUGGGCAGAGAGGUUCUUGGAAUACCCCGAUGACCCUGCAAGUGGUCCACUCCGGAAGCCUCCAUCAAUCUACACAGAUACGAUUGGUACCGGUCUAGCAAAGCCCUUUCGGGAUGAUUCGAAAGCUAGGUUGACGGAACCAGCGGCUCUUCGGGGCUACUUCUUCCCUUUUGGCGGAGGUGCAUGGAGAUGCCCAGGCGAGGCUCUGGCCAAGAAUACUAUUUUGGUAACGGCUUUCCUACUGCUGAAAGAGCUGGAUGUUGAGAUUAUCGACCCCGUGGAUGCAGCCAAGGCCAGUUCGCAGCAUCGGACGAUACCCUUUGGAACGCACGCCUUCGACAGGAAAGUUCCCAUACGGUGUUGGAAGAGGUCACAAGUUUGA
Colletotrichum graminicola M1.001 is the source of this 1812-nucleotide messenger RNA. RefSeq lists its product as uncharacterized. The coding region runs from base 1 to 1812 and encodes 603 amino acids. The record is from RefSeq and is a predicted model, not a curated record. Gene Ontology annotation, molecular function: heme binding; iron ion binding; oxidoreductase activity, acting on paired donors, with incorporation or reduction of molecular oxygen. The transcript is spliced from 3 exons. Lineage: Eukaryota; Fungi; Ascomycota; Sordariomycetes; Glomerellales; Glomerellaceae.